Messenger RNA from Lactuca virosa, 1323 nucleotides. The record is from the annotation of a GenBank genome assembly. Lineage: Eukaryota; Viridiplantae; Streptophyta; Magnoliopsida; Asterales; Asteraceae.
AUGGAUUUUGCAAUGUUGGGUGCUCAAACAUACGUUUCACAAAGAAUGAAAAAGUACUCACAAGACGUUUUCCAAACAUCUCUAUUAGGAGAAAAAAUGGUGGUGUUUUGCGGGGCCCACGGCCAUAAAUUCCUCUUCACAAACGAGACCAAGCUCCUCACUUCAUGGUGGCCGGAAUCCAUGAAAAAGGCGUUACUCUUCCCGGAGUUUGUUAAUUAUCCGGUGAAGGAGGUGACAUCACUCCAACGUAACUUUAUCCGUGAUAUCUUAAAGCCCGAAGCUUUAAAACGGUACAUAUCUGAAAUGGACUGUAUGGCACGCAGUCACCUGGAAAAUGAUUGGGUGCCAUACAGGGAAGUUAGUAUCUUUCCUUUGUCUAAAAAGUAUACAUUCGCGUUAGCGUGUAAGCUUUUCAUGAGCAUAGAGGAUGAAAAGCACGUUCAAAAGUUGGCGGACCAUUUUACCCUUAUCACAAAUGGGAUGUUUUCGAUGCCUAUAAAUUUCCCGGGGACUGCGUAUAACGGUGCGAUUAAAGGCGGGAAGUUGGUACGCGAUGAGCUUAUGAAUAUUAUUGCGGAAAGAAAGAAGAAAAUAACGAAAAAUGAAGAUAUAAAUUUGAGGGGAGAUUUGUUAUCUCAAAUGUUAGUUAUGAAGGAUGAAAAUGGCGAGUUUAUGACCGAUAUGGAGAUUUCAAAUAGUAUUAUUGGUUUGUUAGUUGCGAGCUAUGAGACCACGAGUAGUAUGGUCACUUUCGUCUUGAAGUAUCUUGCAGAAAUUCCCGAAGUCUAUGAGAAAGUUUUAAAAGAACAAAUGUCGAUUGUGGAAUCGAAAGCUCCGGGUGAGUUGUUAAGUUGGGAAGAUAUAGAAAAGAUGAAGUAUUCAUGGAAUAUGGCGCGAGAAGCACUUAGGCUUAUACCACCUGCUCAAGGCUCUUUUAGAGAGGUUGUAACUGAUUUUACCUAUGCGGGUUACACUAUUCCAAAGGGAUGGAAGACAUUUUGGAUGGUGCAUACAACACACAAAAAUCCAAAGUAUUUCCCGGAUCCGGAAAGAUUUGACCCGUCAAGAUUUGAAGGAAGUGGGCCCGCUCCGUAUACGUUUGUGCCUUUUGGAGGGGGCCCACGGAUGUGCCCGGGUAAAGAGUAUGCCCGAUUAGAAGUACUUGUGUUUAUGCAUAAUGUUGUAACAAGAUUUAGGUUAGAAAAACUCAUGCCAAAUGAAAAGAUAAUCUUCCAUUCAUCUCCUACCCCAAGUAAUGGUCUACCAAUUCGCCUAAUUCCUCAUAAUGAAAGUGCUCGAUUAUCAAAUACGCUUUCUAUGUAA